Messenger RNA from Echinostoma caproni, 1344 nucleotides. Lineage: Eukaryota; Metazoa; Platyhelminthes; Trematoda; Plagiorchiida; Echinostomatidae. The record is from the annotation of a GenBank genome assembly.
AUGUCAAAGGAUGCCUGUUCUACACGAGAACUUGUUAUGAACGGAACUGAAGAAAUAUCGCUCCCUUUGGUAGCAGCUGAAACGCUGGAGUGGAUUCAGGAAGUUGAACGUGCAUAUCAAAAGCAAUCUACAAUUGACUUAGAAAACAAAUUAUUCCUGAAACGGUCCAUACAAGACGAAGAAACACAAACGAAUGUUUGCUUUCCUACCCUACAGGAGGACCUCGAUUUACAAGAGUCGGAAAAUGCCAUGGGUUGUCUUUGCUCAGCGCUCACAAGAUUGAUGGAAGAAAUCAACAUUCCUUCAGAAUUUGGAAGAGCGCAAGGUGAAUCAUUAGGCAGAACCAUCAAAAUUCCAUCAAAUGGACCAUCACCAGGAAUGCUGAGUGCUUCUAAUCUUUAUGCGGUUGUUCGUGACUUCAGGCGAAUUUCAAAACUGGUUCACGCGCAACAAAAUGACAUAAGUAGCUUGCAAUUCAAGGUAGAACAAAUGAUAUUCAUGAAAAAGGAAACCGAGGGUGAAAUGGAGGAGUCCAAAAAGAAAUGGUUGCAAAAUGAAUGCGAUUUCGGAAAUGAAAUCAAGAGACUAGAGGAAGAGAACAUCAAACAACAAAUGGCUCUUCAAAAAUUGCAUGAACACAUAAAUGCAAAUGAUAUUGGUGUAAUGUCCUUGCGCAAACAUAUAGAAAAGUUGAAAACCAUUAAAGCGGAAUUCGAAAGUUACAAAGCCGCAUUAAAGCGCUUGAUAGAUGACUUUGAGAGCUUGAAGAAUAAAGUUGCUUCAAUACCGCAUCUGGGCGACCGCAUCACUAGUCUCCGCGCGCAGCUGGAAGAUAGCCAGAGGGAACUGAAGAGGAUUGAACAAAACGCUCAGACAAGGGAGAUGGAAAAUCGGAAUCUGGAGGAAAAAAACGCGUAUUGGCAACAGAAACAUGAGAACCUAAUACAACGUAUGAGACAACUUUUGGAACAGAAAUCCAAGCAGGAACAAACAUUAACUGACGCGGAGAACACGAUUGAAUCACUGCGAUCCGCGGCCAUUGAGAACUAUGAAAAGGUUGAAAAGUCACAUGCCCGUUGCUCACAGCUACAGGACAUGGUAGCUCAAUUACAGAAGAAGCAAGAGCAGACCGCUGGUGCGGAAUUGAAGGCUACUAGUUCGAUGCAGCAGAUGGCCAAACAGGUGGAAGAAUACAAGCAUCAACUUCAGUUACUUGUACAAUAUCCCGAUCUGAAUGGACCAUUAAGAACUACAAUAACUGAAACUCCGUUGUCAAAUCAUUUCGCUCAUCCGCUGAAUCUUCCGGGUCUACAAGUUCCCUAUCACAAACCUCGGAGCGACUAA